Messenger RNA from Bombus huntii, 2253 nucleotides. RefSeq names its product putative fatty acyl-CoA reductase CG5065. NCBI's taxonomy places the organism in Eukaryota, Metazoa, Arthropoda, Insecta, Hymenoptera, Apidae. The record is from RefSeq and is a predicted model, not a curated record. Gene Ontology annotation, molecular function: alcohol-forming very long-chain fatty acyl-CoA reductase (NADP+) activity. Gene Ontology annotation, cellular component: peroxisome. Gene Ontology annotation, biological process: long-chain fatty-acyl-CoA metabolic process. The transcript is spliced from 8 exons. The coding region runs from base 339 to 1835 and encodes 498 amino acids.
UUUGAUCGCGUCUAACAGUGAGAAGCGAACUGAGCUUCCAUUCCAUUUCGCGAUACGAUUCACGAAACUGAAAAGUAGAAAAGAACUCCACGAAGAUAUAACGACGAAUUUCGUGCCUUUCCUGCAGUUACGGACCGCCAUCGUGCUUAUUUUAUGUACCAUCGGUGAGGUGAGAACAAACAGCACGCUACUGUGUAACAAUUUGGAGAAACGAGGCCGUCAACGGUAAUCACGGUGUUGCGAGACAUCAGUAAGAAGAAGAGAAAAAUAACCGAAGAAAAUACAGGAAAGAUCAAAUAUCGGGAUUGAAAGCGCGAGGGUGCUGUGGUACUAGUACAAUGAAUACGGAAUUUACAGAAAAUUUAAAUAAGGUGAAUUCCAUCGAGGGAUUUUACGCCGGAACUGGAAUUUUUAUAACCGGGGCAUCUGGUUUCGUGGGGAAAGGCCUUCUGGAGAAACUGAUACGCGUGUGUCCACGCAUCGUCGUUAUUUUUAUUCUGGUUCGUCCAAAAAAACACCAAACGAUGGAACAACGAUAUAAAGAGAUCAUAGAUGACCCCAUUUUCGAUGAUGCUAAAGCAAAGAAUCCCUCAGCAUUAAAAAAAGUUCACCCCGUAGAGGGUGACAUAAGUCUACCAAAAUUAGGUCUUUCGCAAGAAGACAGAAAUAUGUUGAUAGAGAAUGUGAACAUAUUGUUCCACGUUGCAGCCACUUUGAAUUUCAAGGAGCCGUUGAAUGCGGCCGUGAACACAAAUGUGAAAGGUACUUUUAGUAUCAUUGAACUGUGCAAUGAACUGAAGCAUGUAAUUAGCGUUAUCCAUGUUAGCACAGCUUAUAGUAACGCAAAUCUACCAGAUAUUGAGGAAAAAGUGUACAGCACGAGUAUACAACCAUCUAGCGUGAUUGAGAUUUGUGACAGUCUUGACAAAGAGUCGAUUGAGCUAUUAGAAGAAAGAAUUUUAAAAAUUCAUCCAAACACAUACACGUUCACCAAGAAUUUGGCAGAACAGAUUGUAUCCAGCAACAGUAAAAGUUUCCCAGUUGCGAUAGUGCGACCAAGUAUAAUUAGUGCCUCGCUGAAGGAACCGUGUCCUGGUUGGUUGGGCAAUAUCACUAUACAUAUAGCUCUCGGACUAUUUAUCAGCAGAGGUUUCGCUAAAAUAGCGUUGGCUAAGGCAGACACAAUAACGGAUACAGUACCCGCUGAUUAUGUGGUCGACACGAUAUUAUGUGCCGCAUGGCACGUCACGCGGCAUCGUGAUAUGAACAUCAAAGUGUACAACUGUACGAAUAACGCGCGCCCUAUCAAAUACGGUGAGCUGAAGGAUACAUUCGUGAAAUACGCCAUCGAAAUACCGAUGGACGGUUUGUUGUGGUACCCGUGGUGUGCGAUGGUAUCUAACAGAUAUGUUUACAGUAUUCUGACUUUAUUUCUGCAUACUUUGCCUGCUUUCAUCGUGGAUAUCUUUUUAAGGCUUCGAGGUAGUAAACCAAGAAUGAUGAAAAUUAGCAAAUAUUACGAUACGAUGUCGACAGUGACAAAUUACUUUAGCAUACGGCAAUGGUCCUUCAAAAGAGAUAACGUUAUCGAUAUGAUGAAGGAAGUGAAAACGCUAGAAGAUAGCGAUAUCGUUGAAUUGGACUUGCAAGAUAUGGACUGGGACAAGUACAUUGCAAUUUGCGUCAUAGGAAUAAAGAAAUUUAUUUUUAAAGAGGACCCUAAAUCUUUAGAUGCAGCGCGGCGGCGGUUAUCGAUAUUUUACUGGCUACAUCAGAUGACUAAAGCAUUCGCUAUAAUUAUUUUAUUAACGAUAAUACUGCGUGUUAUGUACUGACCUGUUACGUCCGGUGACUGUUUACGUUUGAGGCGACCACCAGCCGUGCACAUAGAAUUAAACAGAUUGCAAUAAUCCUAAGGAACUGUCCAUGGAACGAGGCUUUCUUAUUUACCGCUGAGGCCGUCAAUUGGCAUAAAACGUCUUCGAGUCAAAAGGUUCCUUAUGGUUAUUGCUCCAUCAGGUAAAAAUUGGGAUCCCACCCGCUAGCGACAAGUGGUGGGGCGAUCAUCACCGAGCGAGAAUUUUCCUUUGUGACAACAUCGUCACCGGACUAGGCUGGUUCGACGACUACAGAUCAGUCAACAUCUCUUUACCGGGUUUUCACCCUUCAAUCAUUCGCCUACUUAACUUAUACCGUACGCACCAGCGUAACUAUCCUUUCUACAAGGUUGUUGGAAAUAUAUAAUAUCUUUGA